AAGAGUCCCUGAGUGGAACUCCCACAGGGUUGCCAAAAGAAAAUGUGGGUACUCCUGUGUCUGCCAAUGUUCAGGAGAAGGAGACUAAGGCCCUCUCUCUGACUAGGGCCCCUGAAGAAGUGCUUGAGGCUUGAGAUGAAUUGGAGAGGCUGAACAAGCAACUUAGAGCAGAGAUGGAGGAUCUCAUGAGCUCAAAGGAUGACGUUGAGAAGAACGUCCAUGAGUUGGAGAAGUCUAAGCGUACUCUCGAGCAGCCGGUGGAAGAAAUGAGGACUCUGCUUGAAGAGAUAGAGGCAAGAGCUUCUCGAGAUGACAUAUUUGCUCAAUCAAAGGAAAAUGAGAAACCUGAAGGGGAGAAUCCUCUGAAAGAUGCCAAGAAGUACAAGCCAGAACCUGUUAUAAAUGGUUCUGGAGAUGGUGGCGCUGCGGUAACGGCAGAGGCAAAGAAGAUGGAAGAUGUCUCUUCUGAACAAGUUGAUGGGGCUGAUUUGGAUGCAGAAGCCAAAGGAUUCAUGGCAGUGAGUAGCCAGGACCUGGCCGUGAAAAAAAUGUGCUCCGUCGUCAACGCUUUCCAGGAAGCCGGCAGCCUUCUGGGGAAGAAAUACGAGGAGACAGACGACCAUCAUGCAGAUUCUGUCUACUACGGUGGGAGGGCUCUCCUGGAGCUUGCACGAAUGGAGAACAAGGCCCUGGCUGACAAUCAGGAGGGAAUGCCAGAAGAAGAGUCUGUUAAAGACCCCAGUGCCUCCAACCUCGAUGAGAAAGAGGAGGAGGAGUUAAGAGUGCCAGUAUAUGAUGCCAUGUCUGAGAAGGAUGAGAAGGCUAGCAAAGAGAUUGGAGACUCCAAAGAGACAAAGGCUGAAGAAGUUAAGGCCGAUGAGUUGGAGUGGGAGGAGAGCCUGCCGAAGUGGAAAAAGCCACUGAAGAAGCAGAGGUCUCUGAAACUGCUGCCAAAUCUGAGGAAACCACUGCUGAAGAGAGCGAAGAGAGUUGAGAUGGAACUCAUGAUCGUUCCAGAACGAGCAAAUCUAGAAGCAGAAAUGCUGAAAAAACUGUAAAAAAAGAAGUGGCGACAAAAUGGAGGUCCCUGGAAAGGAAACGGCGAGUUGCCAAGGAAGAAGUGAACCAGAUGCGCUUCAAAGGAGCGAGCGGCGACAAGCAUGCUCUGCUGAAAGAGCUCUGCAAAGCAAGAGAGAUAGGGUCUGGACACAACCAUGACUGGGAACAACUGUGUGAACAGUUCAGUCAAGAGCUGCAGCAGUCCAAGAAAGGACCUGAGCAUGUGCGAGAGCCAGAAAAGUUAAAGAGAAAGCCUGUCGGUUGGAAAAAAAUAUCUCCUGGAAAAGGAUCCAGAGGCCAAGAUCGAAACGCUGAGAGUAAAAUAAAAAGAUGCUAUCUUUUGAUGAAAUAAAGAAACAAAAAGAGCGAGAUCAGAGAGUGCGAGAGCAUAUUAUCGUAGUUCGUGAAAGAAUAAAAACAGUGUAUCUGGCCAUUGGAGGGGCACUAGAGUCCGUUAGAUAUUAUCUACUGGGUAGAAAAUCUGUGUUUGUAACAAACCGAGCUCUGCUGGCCUGGGUAUGGCAAAAUAAAGGAAAAAAGGUGACAUUGGCCACAUCUUCCAGAGUGCAUAGUACAAUGUGGAAAAAUGCCCAGACCUCCG
Molecule: messenger RNA, 1660 nt
Organism: Bufo bufo (common toad)
Lineage: Eukaryota; Metazoa; Chordata; Amphibia; Anura; Bufonidae
Product: histone-binding protein N1/N2-like
Exons: 2
Coding region: 174-1058 (294 amino acids)
Biological process (GO): CENP-A containing chromatin assembly; DNA replication-dependent chromatin assembly
Cellular component (GO): nucleoplasm; myosin complex
Molecular function (GO): histone binding
Source: RefSeq, a predicted model, not a curated record